GCGCUUUAAAGCGGUGAAUCCCGGGAUUCGCGCCUUCGCCUGCCCAUCUACCUCCGCACCGGGCAUUCCGCGACGGACGUUACCGUCGAGGCAAAGUUGAUAUAGCGUUGCUCGCGAGUGAAAUCUUUAAUUUUGAUAGAACGACCUUACGGGAGGGACGCGCCGAGCGCUCGCACAGGGAGUCACGGUCCGGGGAACGCGCUUUCGUCUCGACGUCGGGCAGAGCAAGGCUUCAGGAUGGGCGUGCCGAAAUUCUUCAGAUACAUAAGCGAGAGGUACCCCUGCCUCAGCGAGGUCGUCAAGGAACAUCAGAUACCGGAAUUCGAUUAUUUGUAUUUGGACAUGAACGGUAUCAUACACACGUGUUCCCAUCCGAACGACGACGUCUGCUUCCGGAUCUCCGAGGAGAUGAUUUUUAAGAAUAUAUUCCACUACAUAGAGGUGCUAUUCAACAUGAUCCGCCCGCAGAAGUUGUUCUUCAUGGCGAUCGACGGCGUAGCGCCGAGAGCCAAGAUCAAUCAGCAGAGGGGCCGGCGUUUCAGGGCCGCCAAGGAUGUCGAGGUGCAGGAGGCCAAGGCCAGGUCCAAGGGUAUCCCGAUACCCAGCGAGAAGAGAUUCGACUCGAACUGCAUCACCCCGGGGACGCUCUUUAUGGCUAAGCUCGGCGAGCAGCUCAGGCGCUUCGUCGAACACAAGACUUCCACCGACGACGCGUGGAAGACGUGCAAAGUGCUGUUCAGUGGCUCCGAGGUCCCUGGAGAGGGAGAGCACAAAAUUAUGGAUUACAUAAGGUACAUGAAGGCAGGCAAGGAUUACGACAACGACUCGAGGCACUGUUUAUACGGUCUGGAUGCUGAUUUGAUAAUGUUAGGUCUCUGCUCGCACGAGCCCAACUUCUCUCUGUUAAGGGAGGAGGUCAAGUUUGGUAAACAGCAGGUGAAAACCACCCCCGAGGAAACCAAGUUUUGCCUCCUCCAUCUGUCGCUCCUGCGAGAGUACAUAGAGCACGAGUUCUCGCCGAUCAAGGACAUGCUGUCCUUCCCAUUUGAUAUCGAGAAGAUAAUCGACGACUGGGUCUUGAUGGGUUUUCUGGUAGGAAACGACUUUAUUCCCCACCUGCCAAAUUUACAUAUUGCCAACGGUGCACUGCCUAUUCUGUACCGUGCAUACAUGGAAGUAUUACCGACUCUAGAAGGCUACAUAAAUGAAGCGGGAACGUUAAAGCUCGAUCGUUUUGAAAAGUUUAUGGAGAAGCUUAGUCGUUUAGACGUAGAGCAGUUUAACGAGCAUUACGCCGAUAUAAAGUUUUUUGAAAGUAAAACAGGUAGAAGGCCCAACGAGUCUGAACGUCAUGUAUAUAAGAAGGCGGAGGAGAGUGAGACUGCAUCUCCGAAGAAGGCGGCCGAUAAAGAUUUAGAUGCUCUUAUCAAAAGUACUGCGGAGAUGUCCCUAGGUAAUUUUGACGAUGAUGAUGAUGUCUUUAUAGAGUAUAGAGAUAUGGAUGUAAUAAUAGAUGACGAGUCCGAUAGUGACAUAUACAACAUGGAAUUUGUACAACAUAAGAAAGAUUACUAUAUGAACAAGUUAGAGUAUGAGAACGUUGACGAGCAAGUUUUACGUUCGCAGGCCGAGGGCUACGUGAGAGCGAUACAGUGGAAUUUGCAUUACUAUUAUCACGGCUGUUGCAGCUGGUCGUGGUACUAUCCGCAUCAUUACGCCCCGUACAUUUCAGACAUAAAGGAUUUCAAGGACCUGAAGCUGGAGUUCGACCUUGGAGAGCCGUUCUUACCCUUUCAACAGUUGCUAGCUGUGUUACCUGCAUUUAGCAAGGACCUCUUGCCGGAGGCAUUUCAGUUGCUAUUGACGGAGGAAUCUUCCCCCAUUAUCAAUUAUUAUCCACAUAAUUUUAAAACUGAUCUAAAUGGAAAGCGACAGGAGUGGGAAGCAGUCGUGCUUAUCCCGUUCAUUGACGAGAAACUGUUGUUGGCCUCUAUGCAGCCGCACUUGUCGAGACUAACGACGGAAGAAGCAGCGAGGAACAAACACGGGCCGAUGUGUUUGUACUCGUAUAGUGACGAGAUCCAAAGUGUUCACAAGGCAACAGAAUACUUUCCAGACUUUAACAGUUACGCUCAAGUAAAGUUAAUGAGUCGCGACGACAUUUUUGUCCCGAGGGAACAGUUGAUCAGAGGACUGUCUCCCGGUUUUGAUCUAGAUGUUUAUUAUCCAGGAUUUCCUAUAUUACGGCACUUGAAUCAUCGGGCGCAUUUGGAAAAAGCGAAGGUCAAGGUAUUUCAACAGCCUUCAGUCGGAGAGAAUAUGAUUUUGACCAUAAUACCAAAGCAAACGCCAAAUUUGGCGGCUUUAGCUUCGGAGCUACUGGGAAAGAGCGUGUAUGUGGAGUGGCCGCAUUUGAAAGAGGCCCUCGUGAUCGGCGUGGCUGACUGCAACACGAAGCUUGGUUUAGUCAAUCCGUGCGGCGGUUACAGUCACGAGAAUCUGAAAAAGGAGGACGUGAAGAGCGAGUGGAACGCGCACAGCAAACAAAUCAAAGAAUUACACAUGACACGUCUUGGGGUAGAAAUCGGCGAUACGGACGUGUUGCUGUACACUCGCGUAUUCCUGGGCAACAAAUAUGUUUUCGGCGCCCAGGGGAAAGUUACGGUCGAGAAACAUUGGAACGAAUAUCCUGCGGUUUACGCUUACCAGACUGUAGUCAGAGAUAUCUCCGUCUACAGCAAGAAAUUGCCAGUUUACGAAAAUAUGCAUGAUAUUUUUAUACCGGGAACCUUUUGUUUCAUGUUGGGGCAUCCCUAUUACGGCGCGAUGGGAGAGGUGAUGCAAAAUAAGGACGCUUCGAAGUCGCGCAGAAUCAAAAUUUCUAUAAAGACCGUAAAGGGGCUGACAUUCGAGACGCUUAAGAAAUCCUAUGGUCAACAGAAGACGCGAUAUAUGCACGGCAGUAUUGCCGCGCAGCGCCUUGGAAUAAGCAGUCAUCUCUUAAGCAGGAUCACUGGGACGAUUUAUGUGGUACAGUCGUCGAACGAGGAACUUUCCAAGUAUAACCUUGGGCUGAAUUUGAAGUUCAACAAACGUAAUGAAGAGGUGCCCGGUUAUACUAGGAAGGAGAACAGCCAAUGGUUGUACAGUACAAAAGCGAUCGACCUGAUUCGGAAUUACAUGUCGCAGUGUCCUAAUUUGUUCGAACGCCUGGCGCAAAAUGUAACGAAUGACAUUUUCCAAGAAGAGGAGCUAUUCGAAAAGGGAUCGGAUGACCUGAAGGAUACGGUUGCUUGGCUAAAGACGCAACUGCACGGCCUGGAGAGUCGCGCUUGCGGGAUGGACGUCAUCGAAACGGACCUGGUGAAGCAGAUCGAGGAGGAGGUGGAGGAGUGCUUGAAGGCGGAGAAGGCCACGUCGAAGACUAUUUUCCUGCAAGUGAAGCCCCAGUUGCUUUACAAGCCGGGCUUGCACCUUCGUAGCGUGCCGCCCGACCCAUAUUCCCAAAAUCGUUUGUUCGACAGAAUCCGCUGCGUCAGAAACGGUUUUAGUGUACCGCUCGGGUUUGUGGGCACCAUCAUAGGAAUACGAAAGGGAAACAGUCCGAUUGACACCACAUACGACGUUCUGUUCGACAAGCCUUUCAUGGGCGGACUUACGUUAAGCGGCUGCUCCCAGUUUCGCGGUUAUCGUCUGGCAAGCACGGACUUCAUAAACAUCAGUUUCGGCGAGAGAACGGAGCAGGGGAAUCCGGCGAACGAAUUGGCGGAAUACCGAAAGCAAGCAACGGCGAAUUCCGCCUCUCCCAGCAAGAAUAACGAUCAGUCGACGGCGAAGACGUAUCCGCAGAUGCAACUCGCUAAGAAGGGACUCGAGAAAUUGAAUCACGACAUUCGUAUGGGUAUGGCGCAACACGGCAUGAUAGAAGUAAGCCCGAAAAUGAUACCGUGCAAAGCGUUCCAACAGGCUCCUCAGAACGCGCCGCCUAAUCAAGCGUCCGAAUUUCAAGCGCUGUGGAACGAACUGCACAAGAUACAGAAGCCGAACGGACCGCCGGAGAAGGUGGCAGCCAGUCCAGUUGUGGCGAAAGUCAAGCCAUUCAGCAACAAUCACAAUGUGCACAACGUGCAGUCUCCGCAAGAUCCUAGCGCGUUUUUGAAAGCUAUGCUGAAGAUUCCUGAUGUAAAUGCGCAAACGAGUAAGCAGGAACAUAAACAGUCUACGCCGCAACCCCCGGGGACGCCUCAGACAGCGGCAGUUUUGCAGAAGGAUCAAACAAACUUGAACACUCCACCUUUGGUACAACAGUUGUUCGAUCACGCUCGGCGAACCGAACAGAAAAAGGAGAAGGUAAAUCCGGUCUGGUACAGCUCGCAAUUGUUGAGACACUACUCGUACAACGGUGCCGGCGUACCGAAGUACAAUUACAUUGCUGACGAAAAGACAAAUUUGAUUACCGCCCACGUGAUGGUGGAAAAUUCCAAGGUUUUCAAAGGCGAUCCCUGCAGCACUCACGAGCAGGCCGCGGAGAACGCUGCGAAAAAGGCAUACAAGGCAUUAAAUUUGAACAAGGCGGCGCAGGAUACGAAAAUAGUAAUGACGCCCCAGUGGUUUAAUAUGCAACAAAACAACUGGAUCCAAAAUAUCCGGCCUCCUAUGAUGCCGCCUCCUAUGGGCCCCAUGAAAAUGCCGCCAGUCCCGCAGAACUUGCCCAUGCAGCCUAACUUGUUUUAUCCAAAGUGGAAUCCGAAAUUGCCACCGAAUCCACCAUUCGGGCAAAUCGCAUCGUAUAGCCAAGGCAGGCAGCUGCAGCCACAGCCGCAGCCGCAGCCGCAGCCGCAGCCGCAGCCGCAAGUGAAAUAUCAAGGGCCACAGAAAGGUCCUCAGAACGGACCGAAGGUGGAGAUUAGGAACAGCACUGCGUUCGUUCCUUUGCAAGCUCAGAAAAAGAGUAGGAACGCCAGCGUACAACAAGCCUCGAAGGAGACGAAUUCGAAUGCGAAGAAGAGCUCCAGUCCUAAAGCGCAUCAGCAACAGAAACAAGAGGAAACAUUGCCCAAGAAACAGAAAUCGGAAGUUGUACAUAAGGCCAGAGAGAAGACGUCGAGCGAGCAGCAGCAACAGCCGUCGCAACAGCCGCAGCAAAAUGCAGGGAAAUCGUCCAAACCCAGGAAGUCGCGCGUUGCCGCGAAAUUCGGCGCACCACCAUUAUCAAAUGGUGGUGAACCCCCCAAGUGAAAAUUCUGCUUUAUCUCUAGGGGCGGGGUAGAUCUUUGCAAAUUAUAUGUACAUAUAAAAUAAUUAUAUCGAUCCAUCCUCCCCCCCCCCAACCAUCGUUCGUUUUCUACAUUUUAUAAUAAAAAUAAGUAGACAUUUUUUUCCCGAAGAUUUCCAACGGGCCAAAUAUUACACGGUUCAUUUUGAAGACUAUAUUGACGCACCCAAAUGUUUUUUCGUACUUACAUACAAUCGCAUGUCCGUGCACGAAAUAACAUGACCGAUCGUUUCAAGUCAAAAUGUAUAUACACGCACUGAACUUAUAUACGUAACGUACAAUGUAAAGAAUAUAUAAGCGAGAAUUAUUAUUUUGUAUCGCAAAGGACUGCUUUACUUUUAAUUGUUGACAUCUCACGGUGCAGUGUACCAUUUGUACUGAUAACUUUUUGUGUCUUGAUUUCACGAUAUACCAUCAAGAAGACAAGUAAGUUUGCAAUUGGUCGGAAGAGUUGGAGAUUAUUUAUCUAUAUAUUUUAGCAUAAUAUAUGCACAAAUAUGGAGACAUUUUAAAUUAAGGUUUCGAUACCUUUAUUAUGUAGUUAUUUUUUUUGCUUGCGGUAUAUUUUAGUUUCUAUUGUAAAGUAUAUCGCGUGUGUGCAUAAUAAUCAGUUUGUAUUAGUUUUGACGUUAUCUGAAGGAACAUGUCGUUUUUUUAAGAGUAUUUCAGUUCGUAUUGGACAGAAGAUCUAUUAUAUUAUUUAAUUUAAUAAUGCAUCACGAUAGUUAGAGAACCGAUGAAAUGCCGAUUUUUAUUGCAACAUAUUCGUCGAUUUGCAUAUAAACGUUAUAAUACGAGGCAAUAUUAAAUGUGUGGUAUAUGUAAGACGUUGAGAAAGUGAUAUCAAGUCCCUAAAUAGAAAUGUAUAUCUUCGGUGAAUUUUUCUGUUCCUCUUUUCUGUAUUGCAAACAGAAAUCAAAAUUAAACAGAAACAUUAACUCCAUCGGUAUGUUUCGAUCUUGCUAUACAAUAAAGAAAGCGCAGUAAA
Messenger RNA from Vollenhovia emeryi, 6263 nucleotides. RefSeq names its product 5'-3' exoribonuclease 1 (gene pcm). Gene Ontology annotation, cellular component: nucleus. Bases 238 to 5238 code for a protein of 1666 amino acids. The record is from RefSeq and is a predicted model, not a curated record. Gene Ontology annotation, biological process: rRNA catabolic process; nuclear-transcribed mRNA catabolic process. The transcript has 18 exons. NCBI's taxonomy places the organism in Eukaryota, Metazoa, Arthropoda, Insecta, Hymenoptera, Formicidae. Gene Ontology annotation, molecular function: 5'-3' RNA exonuclease activity; RNA binding.